GAAUUCACUUCGUUAUUAAUUCCUCUUGCAGCUGUUGUUCUAAUAGUUAGAACUAGUUUUCUAACAUUUUUCUUCUGGCUCGAUUUCGUUAGUUUUUAUUAAUUAUAUUUUCGAUAGAACUGAUUAGUUUAUUAAAACAUUGGCAGCUAAAGUGGAUAGUUGCUGAUAUAGUAGAUGGAAAUAUCAUUAAAAAAGAAAUAUAAACAAAUAAGUGUGCGUAUGUGUAGCAACAAACAUACACACACACACACACCUCUACUAUAAACAAACGAACGAAAGUUAUGCACAUUAUUAAUACAUUUUUUUAUUAACUGCUUGGAUUCUAAACAAAACAACAAAUAUUUCUUAAUAUCAGUCAAUACAGACUGAAACGGUUAAUGAACUUUAGGCCAAAAAAAUCUCUAGAAAGAAGAAAUCAUCGCUGUAACCUCUGAGUCUUUUGGUUUUUGCUAGUUUUUGUUAAUAACUUUUAGAAAAACAACAACCAAAACUAGAAUAGUGGAAAGUUAAAUGUUAUAAUAAUAGCCCUGCAAAAUUUGAAAAAUCCAAAAGGCAUUCAUCGUAAUAUUUUGGGUACAACUCUAGCUGUUGUUUAGGCUGCCGCUGCUACGUGCGAUUGCUUAACUCAGCAUUAUUAAUUAUACAAAGUGUUUUUUUAAACAAACAAUUUAUUUUUUAAAAUUAACAACAAUAACAAUUGCUCAAGUAAACAUUAAACAGACGAGUGUUAGAGCAACUUUAGAAUUUGCAGCACAAUUUGUAGUAUAUCAAAAAAACCAAUUUAAAGAAAUAUUUUAUUAAAAACAUGGCUUUUAAAACACCGGAUAUCAUAAUAUGCGGCUUCUUUCUUAUCACUUUACUCGUCAUACACUUCUUCUCCGAUGUUUUACGGUCUGCCUUGGGUGGCUAUGAUACGCAUAAAACCUUAUCCCAAUUGAUAGAGUCACAGUCCAAAGAUUAUUCUUGGAUAUUAAAACUAUUAGUGAAUUGUUUUGGUUAUAGUUGUGUUUUUGUACCUGGGUUUUUAAUUUAUAAAUAUGUUCAACGCACAAACUAUUUGGAUAAAAGCGACAAAUCCUAUAUACACAUGGCCGUUAGCAUGUGUAUUAACGGUAAUACUGGUAACGAGCCCGAUCGUGACGAACCAUCGGAAAAAACCCUCCUACCAAAUGAUCCAACGGCCACAAUCUUAAGUACACCUCCACCACCUCAAGCGGCUAUUGCGGCAACACCUAAACGUUCAAACUCACACGAAGCCAUGCUUCUGCUAUGGUGUUUUGGCGGUCUCAUGGUUUCCUAUCUAACAUGGGGCGUUUUACAGGAGAAAAUUAUGACGCAAGAAUAUUAUAAUUUUGAUGGUGAGACGUCUCACUUCAAGGAUUCACAAUUCUUAGUGUUUUCUAAUCGUAUUUUAGCCUUCAUAGUGGCUAUAAUAGUAUUACAAUACAAACGACCACCCACCCGUCAUAAGGCCCCGCUCUACAAAUACUCCUUUGCAUCAUUUUCAAAUAUAAUGAGCGCCUGGUUUCAAUAUGAAGCCUUGAAGUUUGUCAAUUUUCCUACACAAGUUUUGGCGAAAUCAUGUAAAAUUAUACCCGUCAUGUUGAUGGGCAAAAUUCUAUCGAAAAAUAAAUAUCAAUGUUAUGAAUACUUUACGGCUGUUCUAAUCUCCACUGGUAUGAUAUUUUUCAUGAUGGGUUCGGCAGAUAGUUCGAAGGCUAAUGGUGUAACCACUAUGACGGGUAUAUUUCUGCUGGCGAUGUACAUGGUAUUCGAUAGUUUUACCGCUAAUUGGCAGGGUGAUUUGUUUAAGGGAUACGGCAUGACUCCUUUACAAAUGAUGUGUGGGGUAAAUCUAUUUUCCACCAUAUUUACGGCAGCCUCUUUAAGUGUACAGGGAGGUUUUAUGGAUUCAUUACAAUUUGCAACGGAGCAUCCCAAAUUUGUAUUUGAUAUUGUUAUACUGUCUAUUAGUUCAGCAGUCGGUCAAUUGUUUAUAUUUUAUACCAUAUCUGUAUUUGGACCAGUUGUAUUUACCAUUAUUAUGACAUUAAGACAAGCUGCAGCUAUUUUACUUUCUUGUCUAAUUUAUCAUCACAGCAUUUCAGUGCUGGGCAUAUUUGGUGUUAUGGUAGUAUUCUUUGCCAUAUUUAUGAGGGUCUAUUGUAACCAACGCAUGAAGGCCAUGCGCAAGCGUGCUGAGGCUCAUAAGCCAAAAAUGGCGGUGUAGUAUUUGUUAUCGGAAUGUUGCGUUCGUAGCAAUAGAGUGGCUGAUUACAAGUAUUUAUUCGAAUAAACAAGAUUUAAAUUAUUCCUAAUUUAUAUUAUAAGCUUCUGGUAAGCAAAAUACCUU
Lucilia sericata (common green bottle fly) is the source of this 2353-nucleotide messenger RNA. RefSeq names its product adenosine 3'-phospho 5'-phosphosulfate transporter 1 (gene sll). Gene Ontology annotation, molecular function: 3'-phosphoadenosine 5'-phosphosulfate transmembrane transporter activity. Gene Ontology annotation, biological process: transmembrane transport. The record is from RefSeq and is a predicted model, not a curated record. NCBI's taxonomy places the organism in Eukaryota, Metazoa, Arthropoda, Insecta, Diptera, Calliphoridae. The transcript has 5 exons. Gene Ontology annotation, cellular component: Golgi membrane; endoplasmic reticulum membrane. Bases 806 to 2230 code for a protein of 474 amino acids.